Messenger RNA from Eruca vesicaria subsp. sativa (arugula), 1008 nucleotides. The record is from the annotation of a GenBank genome assembly. NCBI's taxonomy places the organism in Eukaryota, Viridiplantae, Streptophyta, Magnoliopsida, Brassicales, Brassicaceae.
AAAGAACCGAACCUCACUUCAUUUCACAAUAAAAAAAGGGUUUCUUUCAAUUCUCUCUCUUUUUUUUGGGAUUCGUUUUCAAUCCGAUCGCGAAGAUGAUCGAUAUCAGUCGAGUCCAGAAAGAGCUUCAAGAUUGCGAGAAGGACAGAGACUCCUCGGGAAUCCGGGUCUGCCCGAAAUCCGAUAACCUUACCCGACUCACUGGAACCAUCCCGGGUCCAAUCGGAACUCCUUACGAAGGCGGAACCUUUCAGAUCGAUAUCACCAUUCCAGAAGGGUAUCCCUUUGAGCCUCCAAAGAUGCAAUUUUCAACCAAAGUUUGGCACCCGAACAUAAGUAGCCAAAGCGGGGCAAUAUGCUUGGAUGUCUUGAAAGACCAGUGGAGUCCAGCUCUUACUUUGAAGACAGCUCUUGUUUCCGUCCAGGCUUUGCUCUCUGCACCAGAGCCUAAAGACCCUCAAGAUGCUGUUGUAGCUGAACAGUACAUGAAGAACUAUCAAGUGUUUGUAUCGACAGCUCGUUACUGGACCCAAACAUUCGCCAAGAACUCUUCUCUAGAGGAAAAAGUGAAGAGACUUGUGGAGAUGGGUUUCGGAGAUGCUCAGGUUAGGAGUGCAAUUGAAUCAUGUGGAGGAGAUGAGAAUCUGGCGCUUGAAAAGCUCUGUUCUGGUUAGAAUCUAUCAAAGCAAAGCCUCAUUUGCCGCUAGAUAUGAUAAUGGUUUAUAACUUUAUGUGCUGCGUUUCUGUUCUUGUCUGAUGAUAAGAGUGAACUGCUUUCUAAAAGAAAAAAAUAUUUACUAAAUGCAAUGAUAUAUAUCCAUAAAAGGAGAUAUUAUCUAGUAGAUCAUUGGGCAUGGGGUGUGUCAUUGUCAGGUUUUAUUCAUGAUCAAUGCCUUAAUUUUUAUGGUUGGAUGGUGAUAAGAGUUGGUUGGUUUAAGAUGGGUUUCCGUAAUAGAACCGGCUAUUUCUUCAAUCCAUGUAUGCCAAACAGCCAUACCGAAAAAAAAC